Dictyostelium discoideum AX4 is the source of this 1392-nucleotide messenger RNA. RefSeq names its product cyclin domain-containing protein. The coding region runs from base 1 to 1392 and encodes 463 amino acids. Lineage: Eukaryota; Evosea; Eumycetozoa; Dictyosteliales; Dictyosteliaceae. The record is from RefSeq and is a predicted model, not a curated record. Gene Ontology annotation, molecular function: protein kinase binding. The transcript is spliced from 2 exons.
AUGGGAAAUUGUUGUUCAUCAUCCAAACGAUCAAACGGAUAUGAUUCAACAGAUGAUAGAAUACUAGAAGAAUCAUUAGAUAUUAAAGGUGGUCAUAAUAACAAUAAUCAUGGUGGUGGACACCAUCAUCAUCACCAUCAUCACCACCAUCACAUUAAAAGAAAUUCAAAUGGUGGAUUAUAUAAUAAUGAAAUGAAAUCAAUUUCAUCUGAAAAUAAUAAUAAUAACAAUAACAACAACAAUAAUAAUAAUAAUAAUAAUAAUAAUAAUAAUAAUAAAAGAAAUUCAUUAAAAUCAUCAUCACAACAUAAAUUAUUAGUUGAUGAAGAGAAAGAAGAUUUAAUAUCAGCAUCAGUUCAUCAAAAAGAUCCAUAUGAUUUAUCAACUUCAUCAACUUUAACAAAUCAUAGUAGUACAAAUACAUUGGUUAGUAGUGGUGUUCAAACAACAUCUUCAAGUAGUACAAGUAGUAUUGAUAAUUUAUUAGAUGCAACAACUACAACAACUACAACCACUUCGACAACCAAUAAUAUAUCAUCACAAUCAAAAAAUACAGGAUCACAUUCAUAUCCACAUACACAUACAAGACAAAUGUCAACUGAAAAAGUUGGACCACAAUUUAAAACACCAAUUACAUCAAUUCCACAUCAUAUGAGAAUGGAAGGUUUUCAAAGAGUAAAGCAUAACUCUACAUCUUCAUUGUAUAUAAAAAGUACAUUAUCAACACCUGAUAAUGAUGAAAUUUUAAGAUGUAUGGCAAAUGCAUUAUUGUAUCAUAUUGAAAGAGGUUCACAAUUCCCUCAAAAAACUGUUGAAAUUUUUAGUGAAGAAAAAUAUCCAAUUACUAAAAAUAAAAUUGAUUUAAAAUCAAAUCCAACAGUUGAAACUAUUUAUAAAUUUAUUAGAGAUAUUUUUAAAGCCGAGAAAUUAGAUAGUGAAUGUGCAAUUAUGUGUUUAGCUUAUAUUGAAAGAAUAAUAACGUAUACUGGUAUUACAUUAAGUUCAAUUAAUUGGAGAAGGAUAGUUUUAUCAGCAUUAAUUUUGGCAUCAAAAGUUUGGGAAGAUCAAAGUGUUUGGAAUGUUGAUUUCUUACCAGUAUUCGAUAAUUUAACAGCGGCCGAUUUAAAUUGUCUAGAGAGACAAUUCCUUGCAAUGUUACAAUACAACGUUAGUUUGAACGCUUCAAUCUAUGCAAAAUACUAUUUCGAGUUGAGAAAUUUCUCAAAGUUAGACUCCAAUCAAUUCCCUUUGAAACCGUUGGAUAAAUCUGGUGUUAGAAGAUUGGAAGAUCAUUCAAAGGCUUCGGAAUAUAGAGUAAAACCAUUUAAAAGAAGUGCUAGUGUUGAUCAAAUUAAUCCACCCGAAAUUCAUACAAGAGCUGUUAUUAAUUAA